UACAAGGAGUUGUUGCUACAUUGUAUUUCCUAACAAAGCGGAUACAUUGUAAAUAAGAGAAUUGGAGGAGGAAUUUGAAAAAGGAGGGGGGAGUGUAUUGCUGUGGAGGGGCCAUGGCUGCGUGGCAGGUGAGGAGCCCCGUUGUCAGACACUAGCUGGGCUGCACGCAUAACCCCCUGGGAGAGAUGGAGGUUGCCAUGGUGAGCGCGGAAAGCUCUGGCUGCAGCAGCCACCUGCCGUACGGAUACGCGCAGGCUCGCGCCCGUGAACGCGACCGCCUGGCUCACUCGCGCGCGGCCGCGGCGGCCUCAGCGGAGAAGGCGGCGGCGGCCUCAGCGGAGAAGGCGGAGAAAGCGGAGAAGGCGGCAGCUGCAGCCGCAGCAGCAGACGGAGGCGGGAACUCGGGGGGCGUGUCUUGUCAACAACAGCAACAGGCUGGGCGCGUAGCCUCAUCGCAGGGGAACAGCUGCGGGAGCGCGCGGCGCGCACCCCAGCAGCCCCCUCCUCAGCAACAGCUGCCUCAGCCUCUGCAAGAACAAGUUACGCAGAGGAAGAAGGGGCACCGCAGGAGGUACUGGCCCCUAGGCGGCUGCAACAGGUGGAGGAGCCGGCACCACCAAGCGGGCAACGAAUGCAGCGGAGGCGCCGGCGGAGGAGGAGCAGGAGGAGAAGACGGAGGCACCUUCCCCUCGGAGCUGGCUCCCUGCGGCUCUGAGGAGAUGAUGCUCAGGGAGGAGGAAGAAGUUGACGAGGAGCAAAAGUUUUACCUGUGCGGAGGGGGUGCUGGGGGGCAGGACGGCGGCAGCCGGGACAGGAGUCCCGGUGAAGGAGGCUAUCACCCGGUGUACAGCGAAUUCGAGUGCUGCGAGCGUGUCGUGAUCAACGUGUCGGGGCUCCGCUUCGAGACCCAGCUAAAAACUUUGAGCCAGUUCCCGGACACGUUGCUGGGCGACCCGGAGAAGAGGAUGCGCUACUUCGACCCGCUGAGGAACGAGUACUUCUUCGACCGGAACCGGCCGAGCUUCGACGCUAUCCUGUACUACUACCAGUCCGGGGGGCGCCUGAAGCGGCCGGUCAACGUGCCCUUCGACAUCUUCUCUGAGGAGGUCAAGUUCUACGAGCUCGGGGAAGAGGCGCUGCUCAAGUACCGGGAGGACGAGGGCUUCGUUAAAGAAGAAGAGAAAGCCUUACCGGAGAACGAGUUCAAGCGCCAGGUGUGGCUGCUCUUCGAGUACCCGGAGAGCUCCGGGCCGGCCCGGGGUAUCGCCAUCGUGUCAGUGUUGGUCAUCCUGAUCUCCAUCGUCAUCUUCUGCCUGGAGACCCUGCCCGAGUUCAGGGAUGACAAGGACGGCUUGCUUUCCCCGCUGGGGGACGAAGGAGGGAUGUACAAUGGGACCCUGCUGCCCCCCGAGAGCCCCCACACCGCCUUUAACGACCCCUUCUUCAUCGUGGAGACCGUGUGCAUCGUGUGGUUCUCCUUUGAGUUCGCCGUCAGGCUCUUCGCCUGUCCCAGCAAGCCGGGCUUCUUCAGGAACAUCAUGAACAUCAUAGACAUAGUGUCCAUCCUGCCUUACUUCAUCACCCUGGGCACCGAGCUGGGGCAACAACAGCAACCCAGCCCCCAACAGCAGCCCCUCGGCACCGGGCAGCAGCAGCAAGCCAUGUCCUUUGCCAUCCUGAGGAUCAUACGUCUGGUCAGGGUCUUCCGAAUUUUUAAACUGUCCAGACACUCCAAGGGGCUGCAGAUCCUGGGGCAUACCCUAAGGGCCAGCAUGAGGGAACUGGGGCUUCUCAUCUUCUUCCUCUUUAUCGGGGUCAUCCUCUUCUCCAGUGCUGUCUACUUUGCAGAAGCCGAUGAGCCCACCACCCACUUCCAUAGCAUCCCAGAUGCCUUCUGGUGGGCCGUAGUAACAAUGACCACGGUGGGUUAUGGGGACAUGAAACCCAUCACCGUUGGGGGCAAGAUAGUAGGUUCCCUGUGUGCCAUAGCAGGGGUGUUGACUAUUGCACUGCCUGUGCCGGUCAUAGUCUCCAACUUCAACUACUUCUACCACAGGGAAACAGAGAACGAUGAGCAGGCUCAGGUGACAUCUAAUGGUGGCAGCUGUCCCUAUUUACCCACCACUUUACUGAAGAAGAUAAAGAGCUCCUCGUCUUCCUCCCUACAGGACAAGUCAGAGUAUCUAGAGAUGGAGGAAGGUAUCAAAGAAUCUCUCUGCAUAAGAGACAAGCCUAGCCAGGGCACUGGCAAUGGCAACGAGACCAUUAAGUAUAACUGUGUGAAUCUAAAGACUCUGGAAACCGACGUGUGAAAUAAUGAAAUCUAUUUUUGGAACUUUCUUAAAGUCUAUUUAUGCAUUGAUAGAGUGCAGUGAUAUAACAAACAAAAAAUAAAUAAAUACAUGAAAUAUGCAAAUCUAAUCAGAAAACAACUAGCUGCUUUCUGAUUAGUUAUGGAGUAUAGUUGCUUCCUCUUGUAAGAACAUCCAGACCUGGGACCAGAAAAAAAAAAUUGCUCUUUUACAUAGAAUGAUUACAAUACAGGAAUCACAGUGCCUGUUCCUUGGCUUUGUUUUUAAAGCAGCCCAUAUAAAUACACAUUUGCAUCGGGGUUAUUUACAAGCCAAUAUUACACAGCUUAGUGUGGGGAAGCUUUUCUGAGAAACCAUUAAUCUGCAGCUUUUCCUACUCUAGAGAAGGAAUUCCUGAUGCCUUUUUUUUAUUACUGGACAUUCUUUCCCCUCCUUUCACCUUAAAACAAACACCAGAUAAACUUGUCUCCUCUUAAAGUGACUGCAGUGGUUUAAAUGCACCCAGUCAUACUUUGUUUACUUGUUUGCUGAUCAUGUAUGGGCAUUUCCUUAACAUUUUUUUUACUUUAUUUAAGCAAUUCCUUUUUUUUUUUUUUUUUUUUUAGAAGAAAGGGAUUUAGGAAAAAAAAACAUUUUGGGAAACAUUGCAAGGAAUUAUUAAGGAUAGAACCAAAGGUUUACUGGUUAUACUGUAACUUUUACAAACAUGUUCUUAGAAGAGGAAAUUUCAAUCAUUUGGAGUAAAUUUUUACUUGUGGAAUCCACAGUAACUGUACUUUUUUGUCAUAGGUAACAGAUCAAGGAUGGUGAUAAACAAAAAGGGGGAAGGGGUUAAGUGCUGUUUCAGAAUUUAUAUUUUUUAAUAGAAUGCAAGUAUUUUGCACAGAUAUGAACUCAUUUGUUGUUUUAAAUCAACACGGAGAGUGGGUGCUCAAGGGGAAAAGCUGGCAUUCAGAGACACUACAAAAUGGGAUUUAUAUUUUUAGUAGCCAUAACUUUAUGAAAGAAAAAAUGUCAUUAUUUGUUACUUUAGUUCUAUGGUGUUUAUGGACCGGUACAAAUUCUAAGGAGCUAAAGAAAAAAAAAAAGAAAAAAUAAACUUAAAAUAUAACAAUUUAAUCCUGAUUCAGUAAAAAUCUUAAUUAUACUGAAUAUACUAUGUGAUGUAACAAAUGUAACAGCUACCUGUACCAUCAUUUUGACAGAAGCUUGUAUGAAAAAGGGGUUUAUUCACUAAAGAUGGAGUUUUUUUGCAGCACCUUGACUUCACUAUGUUCGUUAUGGAGGACCAACCCCAGUGAGCUGCUUCUGCUACAGGAAGCGCUUGACCAGGCCCUGUAUUAUCUAUAGUCAAAUCAGUGGGAUUGCUUUACUCUUUAACGUUUGCAUUAUCCAGGGCCAUCUCAGCCUCGGCUUGCCAGUGCUGGUUCUCUAUAAUGAACCGUGAAGUAACGAGUUGAAGUCACCACCCUCUUUAGAGAAUAAAUCCCAAUGUGUAUCAUGAUUUGUAAACAGUAAGGGCUGCCAACUAUGCACAUUUGUUAGGCGAUACCAAGGAAAGACUUUUACUCCCCUGGUAGGGAAUGCUUUUUUUUGCACUACGUAUAAGCUGGAUAAACAAUGAUAUUUAGAGAGACAUCGUACUGUCAACCACGUCUGCAACGUCAACGUUUAGAGACAAUCAUUAGCACAGCGCUCAAGUUGCUUCCCGUACGAACUGAUGUAUCUUUGCUUAAGCUGAUUACAAGGCUGUUAGCAUUGGCAACGAAAGCGAAAGCACUUCAUAGUUUACCAGAGACUCAUGUCAUAAGGCUUUGUGAAAAAAUAA
Molecule: messenger RNA, 4140 nt
Organism: Spea bombifrons (plains spadefoot toad)
Lineage: Eukaryota; Metazoa; Chordata; Amphibia; Anura; Pelobatidae
Gene: KCNA4
Product: potassium voltage-gated channel subfamily A member 4
Exons: 1
Coding region: 186-2312 (708 amino acids)
Biological process (GO): potassium ion transmembrane transport; protein homooligomerization
Cellular component (GO): membrane; voltage-gated potassium channel complex
Molecular function (GO): potassium ion binding; delayed rectifier potassium channel activity; protein binding
Source: RefSeq, a predicted model, not a curated record